Molecule: messenger RNA, 477 nt
Organism: Zasmidium cellare ATCC 36951
Lineage: Eukaryota; Fungi; Ascomycota; Dothideomycetes; Mycosphaerellales; Mycosphaerellaceae
Exons: 1
Coding region: 1-477 (158 amino acids)
Source: RefSeq, a predicted model, not a curated record
AUGUCCACAACCCGCCUCCCCUCCCUCACCAACACCACCCUCUUCUCCAACCUCCCCCCACCAAGCGAAUGCCUCGCCAUCCUCCUCGGCCUCGCCGAACUCACCGCCUUCGGCCUAACAGGCCUCACCGACCCAACCACCUUCUCCACAAACCACGGCCUGCCCAUCCAAACCACGCAACAACCACAACAACACACCUCAGAAACGACCACGAAACGCGCCCUGGUCCAAGCCAUCGCCGCACGGAACGUCCAGAACGGCGCCCUGUUGCUGACGCUGGCGUUGUACACGCGGGAUCGCACGGCGCUGGGGAUUGCGGUGGGGUUGGGCGUCGUUACGACGUUGGCGGAUACGUUGAUUGUGAGGGCGAAUGGGGUCAAGGAUACGGUGGCGUUUCAUGCGGUGGGGAUUGUGAAUUCGGUGUUGCUUGGGGGGAGUUUGUUGUGGUGGGGUAGGGAGGAUAGGUUUUUUAAGUGA